GGUGACCUGAGCGGUGGCGCCCCCUGCUCGGGCGGCGGGCACCAGUUGCAGGCCGGGCGCCGCGGCCGGCGCGGGCGCCAUCUGUUGAGGGGCGCCCCGGGCACGGCAGUUGCAGCGGUGGUCGGCGCCCGUCGCCGGCGGCACUGGCAGUCGGGCUAUGGCGAUGCUUGUGGAAGGGUAUACGGGGAAGCGGCUGCGGCCGGACGACGCGCUAGGCCACCCGGAUGAUACGAUCCGGGAUGCCGGCCCACCUCGUAAACGGAGGGAUUUUGAGCCGGAGAAGCCGAACCAUAUCCUCCUGAUGACCGUGGUCAACCCCGUCUAUCCGAUCACAGUGGACGUCAUCAAGACCAUCUCCUCCAGCCACGGGCAAGUGCUGCGCAUCGUCAUCUUCAAGAAGAACGGCGUCCAGGCGAUGGUCGAGUUUGACUCGGUGGAGGCGGCCGCCCGGGCCAAGGAGGCGCUCACGGGAGCCGACAUCUACUCGGGCUGCUGCACCCUCCGCAUUGAGUUCGCCAAGCCGGCGCGUCUCAACGUCUACAAAAACGACGCGGAGAGCUGGGACUACACCAACCCGGCGCUGGGUGUCACUGCCAAGCCGGAGCUGCUGGCGGCCAAGACUCCGCUGCUGCAGGAGCCCCACUUCCCCGGCUUCGCGCUGCCCUACGGUCUGGAGGCGGUGCGCGGCUCACCCCUAUACGGUGCCACACCAGUCGCAGAGAGUCUGUCCCUGGGCAGGUUUGCCGCCGCGCUGGCGGCGCCCGCCGUCGGUGCCACAACAUUCAACCCGGCCGAGCUGGCCCUGCAGGCUUCCCCUCCUGCGGCCCGCGCUGCCCUCUCCGCGGCCAGCUUCGCCGCCCAGCCGGCCGUGGCCCCGGCGUCGCCCCGCCUGGCGCAGCAGGGAGCCGUGCUCAUGGUCUACGGCCUCAACAAGGACAUGAUGAACGCCGAAAGGCUCUUCAACCUCUUCUGCCUCUACGGAAAUGUCAUCCGGAUCAAAUUCCUGAAGACCAAGGAGGGGUGUGCAAUGGUUCAACUAGGCGACGCGCUGGCGGUCGAAAGGGCAAUCGGCAACCUCAACAACAUCAACAUUUUCGGCAGCAAACUCCAACUAGGGUACAGCAAACAGGCGUUUUUGAACAACGUGCAGCAGCCCUACUCACUACCCGACGGAACACCCAGCUUCAAAGACUUCACCGGCUGCAAAAACAACCGAUUCCUCAACCCGGGAAUGGCGAGCAAGAACCGCAUCCAGGCACCCUCAAAGGUGUUGCAUUUCUUCAACAUGCCGCCGCAGCUAGCGCCGUCAGAGCUGACGGAAAUCUUCCAGUCCGCCGGAGCGGCCACCCCGCUCUCCGCCAACAUUUUCCCCUCGAAAACCGAGCGGAGCUCCUCCGGCCUGGUGGAGUUCAGGAGCACCGAGGAGGCAGUGGAGGCUCUGGUCGUCUCUAACCACAAGUCGAUCCCGCGCUCCAGCAGCAAGUUCCCGUUCACGAUGAAGCUCUGUUUCUCGUCGUCACGGGCGGGGAACGGCGGCGGAUCGGACCGAGCCCACUCCUCGCCGGAACAGGUGUGCUAGUGCCGGGCCCUGUCGGCCCCCGGUGCGCUCACGAGACCUCUGCAGAGUGAAGCGGGGCCCUGAGACCCUGCGGCGAGGCCCCUCUGCGGUGGCCGAAGCCUGCUGUAUCGACUUUCGUCCGGCUGGGCUGAAUCGCAGUGAGCGCGGGCCCACACGCAAAUAAGAGAAGUGGUAUUAUAAGUGGUGUGAGAAUGUGGCGUGUUGACAAAGAUUCGGUGUGAGCUAUUUAUUAUAAGACGGCGGAAGCGUUCCGUCAGCGAGUGAGUGCGUGUGAAAUAGGGCCGCCGAGCGACCGGGCUCGCGAUUUGAUGGUACAACUCGCAGCUCUUGUGACGGUCCCGAUUCAGUGGUACAAUCUGCUACUCUCCCGUGUCCGUGCGACGCCAGAACUGGACGCUCUACGCUGCCACUGGACAACGGCUGGAGUUGGUCUGGUCACUUCUGUCUGUGUGCUGAGUUAGACAGCCCGUCCCACCCCGUGUCGACUGAGAAUUCUUCGGUCAGCGACUCAGGCCGCUUCGCCAGUCUGCGUGUGUGCCUCUGUGAGUGUGACUGUGUGUGUCUGUGUGCUCUCGAUCAGGGCGGAGCGAGUCGCGUUGUUACUGUUUCACCACCCUGUUGCCGCGCCGAGUGUGCCGCGCGUGUGCCGCGCGUCUGCCGCCGGUUCAAUGUUUGAGCCGUGCGGCUCAUUCACGGCGCUUCAUCGCGCGCGGCUGAUUCGAUAUUCCACACCGGACACCGCGUGUAAAUGCGACCGAGGCCCGUCGCGCCCGAUCGCCGACCGAAGUUUGUUUCCAUGAUUUACGACUGUUCAGUGGCAGCGAGGCUUGGCUCUGUUGAUUGAUGCCGCGUGCGUGCCUGGUUUUAUUAGUUGCCGGUAUAGCCGGCACAAAGCGUGUCGGCUUUACCGUGUGAUGCUACAGAUCAGAUUCGGACGCGCCACAGGCAGCGCGGUACGGUAGUCUAUCUAGAUUAUAUGCAAGUUCUCGAUGACUGAUUUGUUUUGUUUGUAUCAAAACGGCAGCUAUAAGUUGCCAGGUAGACUAGUAGCCCACAAAAACCAUCGUUAUUACCAUCAAAAUAUCGGAUAUGUCGUUGAAGGGUGGGAUUGGGAAGGUCGUCUGGAUAAUUAAUAAACAUUUCCCAUUCA
Amphibalanus amphitrite is the source of this 2729-nucleotide messenger RNA. Its product is annotated as heterogeneous nuclear ribonucleoprotein L-like. The transcript has 13 exons. Gene Ontology annotation, biological process: mRNA processing; regulation of RNA splicing. NCBI's taxonomy places the organism in Eukaryota, Metazoa, Arthropoda, Thecostraca, Balanomorpha, Balanidae. Gene Ontology annotation, cellular component: nucleus. The record is from RefSeq and is a predicted model, not a curated record. The coding region runs from base 158 to 1579 and encodes 473 amino acids. Gene Ontology annotation, molecular function: mRNA binding.